This is a messenger RNA of Nicotiana tabacum (common tobacco), 870 nucleotides long. The record is from RefSeq and is a predicted model, not a curated record. Lineage: Eukaryota; Viridiplantae; Streptophyta; Magnoliopsida; Solanales; Solanaceae.
AUGAUUUCAUAUGGCCAUAUAUCUGCCAAAUUUCAUUAUCACCAAACCCCUCCAUUUCUUACGUAAUAUAACUAUCAAUCGAAACACAAAUAUUACAUCCAGAACAUUAAAAAAAUAUCCUCGUACUAAUACUUUAUGAUAUAUUCUAUCAACAGAAUUAUAUAUAUUUCUUCAAUCCAUCGCCUGAGAAAAAAAAUGACAUCGUCCCCGUCUCCAGUAAACCGUCGUGCUACCACCGCGCACGGCAGCAGAGCGGCGCCGAGACUCGCGGUUGCCCACACAAAUCCGGCCGUUAUAGAUGUCCAGGCCGGAAAUGUGACGACCGCGAGCAGCGCUCGUGAGAAGCAACACAAGUUAACGAAGUUGUUGCUGAGUGUGAAUAUUCAGAACAGUUUGGGACCGGUGCAUGUGGUGAUAUCGCCGGAGAACACCUUGGGAGAUUUGAUAAGGGCGGCGAUUGAGAUUUACGUCAAGGAGAAGCGGCGGCCAUUGUUGAUUACUAAUGAUCCUCGGUGUUACGAGCUUCACUACUCCCAGUUUAGUUUGGAGAGUUUGAAGACAGAGGAGAAAGUGUUGAAUUUGGGAUCUCGAACUUUCUUUCUUUGUCCAAAACCAAGCACUGCUGUCAAAGCAAAGGCAACACCAACAUCUCCACUUCGGUUAACAAAGCUCAUGGAUUUCCUUCUAUAACUUUUUCAUAUUCUAAACUACUAUAUAUAUUUAUUUUUUUUUCAUUUGAAUGUGUCAGCUUUCCGAUUAUUGUCGAAAUUGAAUGUCCUAAAAUAUCUUGGGCUGAAUUAAAAUAUUCAUUUAACUUUCGACCACUUAUAUUUGCAUCUAUACCCGCUUUUUGGGUGACGUUUUAAUUUA